CUGAAGUUAUAGAUAUAAUAGGCAAUUUUGAAGUACUGUACAUUAAAAAAUCCACAUUGAACAGUCCUGAUAUUGUUUAGGUGACACACUGAGGUGGUAUAAGAGUGUUGUAAAAAAUAUAAAAACUGCCUAGCAGUUUAAAAACAUCUUAAAAAAGCCUAGCAACCACCUAGCAACAUAACUGUCAAUCUUUCCCAUUUGGCCUGGGUUAAAGACUUCAAUUGUAGUGCAAUUGAGGUUCUUUUUUCAAUACCAUACAUCGUUUUAUGGGUAAAAUUAUAUAUACAUAUAUUUAAUUUUCUAAAUGCAUUUGUAUUUUAAUUAAUUCACAAUCGACAGACUGAAACCACGUUCGAAAUAGAUCGCUUUAUUUUGAAAUCCAAAAAGCCGCUUUUACCGUAAUGCGCAGUACUUGCGCACAUAACAAAACCGAGUGAGGGCUAGUUUGACUGUCGUUUCCGAAGUGGCGGCUGGCUUGACCGCAGUGAAUCUGGAGAUGGGGUGCUGCACGGGGAGGUGUAUGUUCAUAUUCUUCUGCGCAGUUCAGCUGAUCGCUGCUGUGGAGAGACAGGUGUUUGAUUUUCUAGGUUACCAGUGGGCACCCAUCCUUUUCAACUUCCUGCAAGUCAUUGUGGUGAUAUUGGGUUUGUUUGGGACAGUCCAUUAUAAGCCCAGAUACAUUAUUUUGUAUAUAGUCUGGACUGUGUUUUGGGUGACCUGGAACAUCUUUAUCUGUUGCCUUUAUCUAGACAUCGGUGGCCUCUCUAAGGACAGUGAUUUUAUGUCAUUGGGGCUUUCCUCUCACCAGACAUGGUGGAAAGACAAGAGCCUGGGCUGCAAGAAUAGAAACAUCCCAAACACUAGGUGGCAGCAUCUCAACAGUCCUGCUCAAGUCUCUGAGCUGGGGUGCAUACUAGAGUAUCAAUACAUUGAGGUCCUGCAUAGCGCCCUUCAGUUGUUCCUUUCUGCGUUGGGAUUUGUUUUUGCCUGCUACAUCGUCAGCAUCUUCAAUGAAGACGAAGACACAUAUUUGUAUAAAUGAAACGGUCCAGCUUUUAACAACAUUCCCAGAGAAGGAAAUUUUCAAGAAAGGUCACCCUUUCUCAACAAACAAAGCACACCAGACAUAUUCCAUUAACAGUACUUCAGACAACAAUUAUAAACAGUAAAUAUAGUAUUCCACCACAAAAAAGGACAAAUAAGCAUGAGUUCAUCUCUAUUCCAAUAAGAUCUUGAUGAAAUCUGAAGAACCAUUCAGAAUUCAGAACUGCAGAAUUCUAUGAAAAGCAUGUUAAAUCUUUUGAAUGGUGCUAAGAGUAGGCCUACUACAAUUUUAUUGGUAUAGCUGAAAGCAGAUUAAAUGAGCAAAAUAUUAAACACACAAUCUAUGCAGAGGACAUAACAUGUGUAAAACUUAUGAAUAGAGCUUGUUAAUCGACUUUGUUGCGCCAUCUUGGGAGGAUGGCUGCUAGUGCGUUCAAUGCAGUGUUUUGUUUCUCUCGUUUGAUUAGGAAAUAUAACUAUGGUAGGUCAGUCUUGCUGUGUUAAAAACUGCAAUAUGCAAUUGGUCAGUCGUGGCCUAAUGGUUAGAGAGUCGGACUCGUGACCAGAAGGUCGCUGGUUUGAUUCUCAGGCGGGUAACGACUGAGGUGCCCUUGAGCAAGGCACCUUACCCCUACUUGCUCCCCGGCGCUGCAGUGAUAGCUGCCCACUGCUCUGGGUGUACGUGUAUUCACCACUUGCUGUGCGUGUGUUCACUACUCUCUGGAUGGGUUAAUUGCAGAGGUCACAUUUCGGGUAUGGGCAGUGUUGGGUAAGUUACUCUGAAAAAGUAAUUAGUUACUAAUUACAUAUUCAAUAGUGUAAUUAGAUUACUGUACAAAUUACUCCAAAAAGUAUUUAGUUACUAAUUACUUUCUAUAUCCUAUAUCAACCUUGAUUAGUUAAGUGAUUCAAGGAUAGACAUGAAAUAGCUCUUUUAAUUCAUUAAAAUAAAUAAUAUUAAAUUACAUAAAGUACAAUUAUUAACUUACCAAAGUAUUACAAAUGUGAGAAUUAUACAUUAAAGCACAGAUUUUAAAGUUAGACUUUGAAUUUUGAUGUCAAUUCCACUAUUGCACACACAUAUAUUACACAAAGUAUUUAGUUUAAUUACAUCAAAAGUAACUGUAAUUAAAUUACAGAAAAAAUAAGAGUAAUCCCUUACUUUACUUUUUCAAGGUAAAGUAAUUAAAUUACAGUAACUAAUUACUUAGUAACUAGUUACACCCAACACUGGGUAUGGGUCACCAUACCUGACAAAUAGGUCACUUUCAAUUCUUCACUUUCAAUAGCAUUACGCAUAGUCGUUCACGAAAAGCCCAUGGUUCUUUCACUUUCGAUUUCUCCAUAUAUCAAACAAAACAAGUAACGGUACAUAUCAAAACAAUAAUAGCAGUGGAGUAUUAUCCUCCCAAGAUGGCGGCGCCACCGCAACAUAGGGCGUGACGUCAGCUUCACAUUUUCUAUAAGGGUGUUCUCAUUCUUCACAGUUCAGUGGAGUUCAGAAUGAAAUAAGUAAAUGUCAUGUAGCCUACUCAGUUCUGUUAUCUGCAAUACAACAUAUACCAGAGCCAUAUUUGUGUAAGAGAAAGAAACGGCAGUGAGAAUGUCUCCAUGUCUUGGUCUGUUCUCCCAAAGAAAAAUGUAACACAAAACCAAACCUCAUUUUGUGAGUGUAAAUAUUUCAGCAUAAUGUUUGGCCAUAUCAUAUCUUGUUCUAUACUUAAUUUCACUUUAGUUAUGACAUGCCAAAAUAUAUAUUUUUUUUUUAUUAAAAUUUUAUUUGAACACUAUUUAGCAGGAUUACGAAAAACGGCAUUUUGUAAAUUUCUGGUUUUGAAGGUAAUCGAGGAAAUUCCCAAAUUGUCCUCGCGUUGUAGUGACACCUAGUGCACACAUUAAUAAACUGCAAGCGUUUGUGUUUACGUGUGCCCAGACUAAUGAUUUUGAUCAAUAAACAUGCCUCGAUUAUUGUG
This is a messenger RNA of Triplophysa rosa, 3017 nucleotides long. RefSeq names its product sodium/potassium transporting ATPase interacting 5 (gene nkain5). The transcript has 6 exons. The record is from RefSeq and is a predicted model, not a curated record. NCBI's taxonomy places the organism in Eukaryota, Metazoa, Chordata, Actinopteri, Cypriniformes, Nemacheilidae. Gene Ontology annotation, biological process: regulation of sodium ion transport. The coding region runs from base 497 to 1042 and encodes 181 amino acids.